UAUUAUUUUUCUUGUGCUUUUCGUUGACGCGUCUAAGUAAAUCCACCACGAACCUUACACGUACUGGGGCAGUAAAAAAAAACGCAUUAGGCGAUGGAUUCUUUCAGGAAACGCGGAAGACGCGACUCUGAAGGUCUUGACGAACCUUCAGACGGAAUUUCCGCUGCAAAUACCCCAACUCCCUUGCCGCCUUCAUCUCCUCCUCCAGAGUUUUCUGAUGAAGAAGCAGAGGAGGCCGUCGUGGAGGAGGAAAUCGGCGAGUUAGAUGACGAGUUACCGGAUCCAAACGAAGAGGAUGGUGAAGAUUUAUUCGGUGAAGAUAUGGAAAAGGAUUAUGUUCAAAACCUGGAAUUGGAUCGGUAUGAUAUUGAUGACCUGGAUGACGAAAAUGAGUUUGAGACAAUGGACAUUGGCGAGCGCAGAGCCCUUGAGCAGAAACUGAAUGAGCGUGAUCAAAAGUCUGGAAAGGCUAGUGGAAAAGGAAAACCUGCUGCCUUCCUUCAGGAAGAUGAUGAAGAUUUGAAUUCGGAUUUUGGCUUUCCUUUCAAACAUCGUAAUCGCCAGUACGAUGAAUUGGAACCCACUGCAACAGUCAUGGACGAGGACGGAGAAUUGCAGUUAGAAGCUAUUGCUGAUGUGAAGGCAGACUCCAUUGCUGAGUGGGUUACUUUAGCUCCUGUUCGUAAAACCAUCGCACGUGAGUUUAAAAACUUUUUGCUCGAAUAUACCAAUGAAAAGGGUACUUCUGUUUACGGAAACCGCAUCCGCACACUCGGUGAGGUCAACUCUGAAUCACUUCCGGUUAACUACGCGCAUCUCGGUGAAUCAAAACCUGUUCUUGCAUAUUUCCUCGCAAAUGCACCCGCUCAAGUUCUUCGCAUAUUUGAUCGGGUAGCGCUGGAGGCUACGUUACUGCACUAUCCCGAUUAUGAACGCAUCCACUCCGAGAUUCAUGUCCGUAUCACCAAUCUGCCAACAUGUUUCACUCUUCGUGAAUUGCGUCAAUCACACUUGAACUGCUUAGUUCGGGUGUCUGGUGUUGUCACUCGCCGUACAGGUGUGUUUCCUCAGUUGAAACAUAUUCGUUUCAAUUGUACAAAGUGCGGUGCAACGCUUGGUCCUUUUUACCAGGAUUCGAGUGUUGAAGUUAAAAUUUCGUUCUGCUAUAAUUGCUCUAGCCGUGGCCCGUUCGUUAUUAAUUCAGAACGUACCGUGUACAAUAAUUACCAACGGUUGACGUUACAAGAAGCACCCGGUACUGUGCCCUCAGGUCGUUUACCAAGACACCGUGAGGUUAUUUUGUUGGCUGAUCUUAUUGACAGUGCAAAGCCUGGUGAGGAGAUUGAGGUUACAGGAAUUUACCGCAACAACUUCGAUGCAAGUUUAAAUACUAAAAAUGGAUUCCCUGUUUUCGCAACAAUCAUCGAGGCCAACUAUGUCUCACAGCUUGAUGGUUCUAACGGGCAGGAGGAUGAAGCAUCUCUGACUCGUUUAACGGAUGAGGAAGAACGUGAAAUCCGCGCAUUAUCCAAAGACCCAAAAAUUAUCGACAGAAUCGUUGCUUCAAUGGCACCUUCUAUCUAUGGCCACAAAGCCAUUAAAACUUCAAUUGCUGCUUCUCUGUUUAGUGGUGUCCCAAAAAACAUUAACGGAAAGCAUAAAAUUCGUGGUGAUAUUAACGUUUUAUUACUCGGUGAUCCUGGUACGGCAAAGUCCCAGUUCUUAAAGUACGUUGAAAAAACCGCUCAUCGUGCCGUUUUUGCGACGGGUCAGGGUGCUAGUGCAGUAGGUUUAACAGCCUCUGUUCGUAAGGAUCCGGUAACGAGUGAAUGGACACUGGAAGGCGGUGCCUUGGUUUUGGCUGACAAAGGUGUUUGCUUAAUUGACGAAUUUGACAAAAUGAAUGACCAGGACAGAACUUCCAUCCAUGAGGCUAUGGAACAACAAAGUAUUUCCAUUUCCAAAGCUGGUAUCGUUACCACCCUGCAGGCUCGUUGUUCCAUUAUCGCUGCUGCUAAUCCUAUCGGUGGACGCUACAAUACAACCGUUCCUUUUAACCAAAAUGUUGAGCUUACCGAGCCCAUUCUUUCACGUUUCGAUGUGCUUCAAGUUGUCAAAGACACUGUAAAUCCGGACAUUGAUGAACAACUUGCACAAUUUGUUGUUUCAAGUCACUUGCGCUCUCACCCACUUUUCGAUCCGAAUAUUGAUGUGCUGACGAAAUUACCCAGUGACUUGGGUUUGGACGUAAAACCAAUCGAACAAAAUCUGUUACGAAAAUACAUUUACUACGCUCGCGAAAGAAUACAUCCUCGUCUGCAACAAGUGAAUGAGGACAUUAUUUCGAGCUUGUACAGUGAUAUGCGUAGGGAAUCAUUGGCAACUGGCAGUUAUCCUAUCACCGUCCGUCAUCUUGAAUCCGCAAUUCGGCUCAGUGAAGCAUUUGCCAAGAUGGAACUCAGCGAUUUUGUGCGCAAUUCGCACAUUAACCGGGCUAUUCGUCUUACCAUUGACUCAUUCAUUAACGCCCAAAAGUUGAGUGUUAAACGUGCCUUGUCAAGGAAGUUUGCUCGUUAUCUUGUUUAAAAAAUUCCCACAUACGAUCGUUUUUAAAUACCAUGUAUUAUCUAGUUUAGUUUCAAUGAUAAUGUUUUCGCUUUUUACUUUUUCAGGUAUUUAAUAAACGCUGACAUAUCGCAGAAAAUAUUGUUCUAAAC
Schizosaccharomyces japonicus yFS275 is the source of this 2717-nucleotide messenger RNA. RefSeq names its product MCM complex subunit Mcm2. Lineage: Eukaryota; Fungi; Ascomycota; Schizosaccharomycetes; Schizosaccharomycetales; Schizosaccharomycetaceae. Bases 94 to 2586 code for a protein of 830 amino acids. Gene Ontology annotation, cellular component: nuclear pre-replicative complex; heterochromatin; nucleus. Gene Ontology annotation, molecular function: chromatin binding; DNA replication origin binding; DNA helicase activity. Gene Ontology annotation, biological process: DNA replication initiation; DNA replication-dependent chromatin assembly; DNA damage response. The transcript has 2 exons. The record is from RefSeq and is a predicted model, not a curated record.